Molecule: messenger RNA, 2406 nt
Organism: Ogataea philodendri
Lineage: Eukaryota; Fungi; Ascomycota; Pichiomycetes; Pichiales; Pichiaceae
Exons: 1
Coding region: 1-2406 (801 amino acids)
Biological process (GO): DNA repair; mitotic cell cycle; DNA-templated DNA replication
Cellular component (GO): nuclear replication fork
Molecular function (GO): protein binding; chromatin binding
Source: RefSeq, a predicted model, not a curated record
AUGGACUCUUUGAAACAGGUGUUUGUGACGGCAGGAAUCACGUUCGUUAGACACUCGUGCGACUAUUCCAAGCUGUAUGUUUGCACAAAUGACGUUUUGAAGGUGUUUGAUGUGAAGAACCCGGAAAGAGAGCCUGAAGUGCUCGAUAUUAUAGGGAAGGUCACUUCGUUCGAGGUGGGCGAGUUGAACGGUCAUCAAUACGGUGCCGUUACCUCCAAGUCUGGAGUGUGCGAGUACUAUGAUCUGGACUCGCUCAAAUCCAUGGGGAAGCUGCUGCGCUCGCCUCUGGCUUUGGCGGACGCUGUUUUCACCCAUGGUGGAUCACAGGUGCUCUGCGGCGGAGCUGACGGCGAAUUGAAGCUCGUGUCUCUCGAUUCAGACACCACUAUCAAAUCCAUCAAGACGAACGACCAGGUCACUGCGAUUGGGUACAACAACGUGGGAGAUUUGGCAGCAGUCUCGCUCGCCAACGGAGACGUUGCUAUUUACGCGUAUUCUACGUCCGAACCGGCUGUCAAACACGUGUACCCCAACAAAACAGAGAAGCACAAGUUUGUGGACGACGAGGACGACGAUGAUCUCGACCUUGACGACGCGUUUGGCAGUCAUCCUCCAGCCACCAAGGCUGCGGCUGGUGUCUGUGGCUGCGACUGGCAUCCAAACGGUGACCUGGUGGCUGUCCCCACCAAGGACCGCGAAAUCGAGGUGUACGACCGUUCCGACCUGUCGAGCGUGAGUUUCCAGUUCCGUGGUCAGUCCCAUGAAAAAGGCCUGGUCGACUUGAAGUGGUCACCGAACGGACAAUAUUUAGCUUCUGUUGGACGCGACCAGAAACUGAUCAUUUGGGAAACCAAAUCGCACAAGUCAGUUAAAGUGCUCAACUUACCAGAAGAGGCCUGUUCUCUCUCUUGGGGACGCGCAGACGGGUCGUUUGAUAUCGUUGUCGGUACCAAUUCCGGACAUAUAGCCCAGUUCGACUCUGUCGUUUCAGAUAAAGAGUCGUUCAAGGAGUCUGAACGGCCAAUUGACGACCUCGACUCCGAACCAGAAAGCGAGGUGACCGGUCUGUUCGAUGAAGUUCCCGAGGACGACUUUAUAGUGGACGACGAUGGUUCUGGCUACGUUGAAAAGAAGAGACCAAUGGCUGCGCAUCAGCCAGCCAAGCACCGCAAAGUCGUCAUUGACGCUCCUGUUCAGGAGCCGUCGUUCACGGUGCAACCAUUCUCUCCAGGAGGAACCCCUUGGAAUGGCAAUAGAAAGUACCUAACCAUGAACUCCACUGGCUAUGCUUGGACGGUGAAACAAGAUGGCUACAACACAAUUACCGUCAGUUUCUUCGAUAAAGGUCUGCAUAACGAGUAUCAUUUCAAAGAUCUAUAUGGGUUCAACGUGGCUUCCAUCACAGAGGACGGUAUUCUUCUUGCCUCAGCUACCAAGUCUAGAAAAUCCACCAUAAUGUACAAAUCACAUGACCAGCAAGAUACGUGGCUGCGGUCCCUUCUUUUGCGGCCGGGAGAGUUUGUUUCGUGUGUGAGUCUCAGUAAGACAGCGAUUUAUGUUUCAACCUCUCUGGGAUUCGUUCGCAAGUACAGUCUUUUUGGCCGCAUUGAAAGAAUCGAAAAGACCGCUCCUGUGGUUGCCUGUGUGAACAGUGACAAGUACCUGUUCACUGUGACGUACAAUUCUGGUUCAUUGAACUUCAACGUGCAAGAUCUGGAUGGCAAGUAUUUCCAGAGAAACGAGCAUCUGCCAAUACAUCUAUCUGGUAGCGCAUAUUCUGCAUAUCCUCUGAAAGGAGCAUUUUUCUCGCUUGAUGGAGAUCCAUGCGUGGUUGGCCACGACGACUUCUUGCUGGUGCUCACAAGAUGGAGAGACCCGUUGCAAGCGUCCUGGAUUCCAAUCUUGGACACUACCGAAGGUGUCAAGAAAUUAUCCACGGGUGACAAUAUCAAGUGUUGGCCGUUAGGAUUGUUGAAGAACAACUUCAACUCGAUUGUGACAAGAGGCUCUGAAUAUCCGUCGUUCCCUCUAGCUAUGCCUUUGGAGAUUCCUAUUAGAUUGCCAAUCACUGGUGAAGAGGACGAGGAAGAUCCCGAAGAGGAGCUUGUGCGGUGCAUCACUCUGGGAGAGCUGCUCAAUGAUGCGAUUAGUAAUGACGAUGUUGUGGACGAGACCGCCCAGGAGCGUCUGGGUGAGAUCAGUGUCAAAUACGAUGCUGCUCUGUUGAAACAGUUUGGUCAUUCCUGUAAUGACGGUAGCAUCAGCGACGCUCUGUACUUGGCUACCAAAUUGCGUGAUGAAAGAGCCUUACACGCUGCAUCCAAGAUCGCCGAGCGCCUGCAACUUAUUCAUCUGGUCAAUAAGAUAACCAAGCUGAGAGAGGCCAGAAUGGAGUGGGGGGAUUGA